Molecule: messenger RNA, 1487 nt
Organism: Vigna unguiculata (cowpea)
Lineage: Eukaryota; Viridiplantae; Streptophyta; Magnoliopsida; Fabales; Fabaceae
Gene: AR401
Product: S-adenosyl-L-methionine-dependent methyltransferases superfamily protein
Cellular component (GO): cytoplasm
Molecular function (GO): protein-lysine N-methyltransferase activity
Source: RefSeq, a predicted model, not a curated record
CGCACACAACGGGUGCUGCGUUAUGCAGUGGAAGUAAUAGAAAGUGGUCAGCACCAACAAACAAACGCAUUUCGUUACAUAUACAUAUUACAGACGAUUCAGAGCGCGAUUCCAAAUUCCUUUCUCUCUCUCUCUUCAAUGGCAGGAAUCCGCUUGCAACCGGAGGACUCCGACGUCUCCCAACAGUCUCGAGCGGUGGCUGUCGCCGCCUCCGAUCUGGUCUCCGACGACGACCGCUCCGUAGCCGCCGAUUCCUGGUCAAUCAAGAGCGAGUACGGAAGCACUCUGGACGAUGACCAGCGCCACGCCGACGCUGCCGAAGCUCUCUCCAACGCCAACCUUCGACCUAACUCUGAUUACAGUUCUGAUAAGGAUGAACCCGAUUCUGAAGCGGUCUCAUCCAUGCUUGGAUUUCAGAGUUAUUGGGAUGCUGCAUAUGCGGACGAGCUUACAAAUUUUCGUGAACAUGGUCAUACUGGUGAAGUCUGGUUUGGAGUUGAUGUGAUGGAAGUUGUUGCAUCUUGGACAAAAGCCUUGUGUGUUGAAAUUUCUCAAGGUCGCAUACCAAAUGAUGUUGAUGCUGUUAAGGCUGAAGCUAGUGAACUAGAUGAUAAACUUUUGUCUAGUUGGAGCGUGUUAGAUAUUGGAACUGGCAAUGGUUUACUUCUUCAAGAAUUAGCUAAACAAGGGUUCUCUGAUUUAACUGGAACUGAUUAUAGUGAGAGGGCUGUCAACCUUGCCCAAAGCCUUGCUGAUCGUGAUGGAUUUUCCAACAUCAAAUUUUUGGUUGACGAUGUCCUUGAGACUAAGUUAGAACAAGAGUUUCAGCUUGUAAUGGAUAAAGGGACGCUCGAUGCUAUUGGAUUGCAUCCUGAUGGUCCUGUCAAGAGGAUGAUGUAUUGGGAUUCUGUUUCGAAGUUGGUUGCUCCUGGUGGAAUCCUUGUGAUCACAUCAUGUAACAGUACAAAGGAUGAGUUGAUACAAGAAGUGGAAAGUUUCAACCAACGAAAAAUUUCUACUGCUCAAGAAAUUGAGGCAAGCAAGGACGAGGAAUCGUGCAGAGAGCCCCCAUUUCAGUAUGUUAGUCAUGUACGCACAUAUCCGACAUUCAUGUUUGGUGGAUCCGUAGGCUCCCGUGUUGCUACCGUGGCAUUCCUUAGGAAAUGAAUAAGCCUGUCAUUUUCACUUAUGAUUUAGGACUCUUGUCAAAUGGAUUUGAAGUUGUGUGUGCGUAAUAGGUAGAUGCAUGUUCCUAACUUGUUUUUUGUCGAGGGGUAAAUAGUUUUAUAAGAAUUAUGUGAAGUUUACCUUGUUCCUUUCUUUUGGGUGGAUAGUUGUUAUCGUUCGGAGUUAUACUUUUACAUUAGAAAGGGGAAAUACAACUGGUUCAGCGUGGCAAAAUGUUAUGUUACUGUGGUUCUUUGUUACUUAAUUACAAUGAGGUCGAUGGAACAAUAUAUAACGAAAAGUUCAAAAAACCCCCUAAA